Daktulosphaira vitifoliae (grape phylloxera) is the source of this 627-nucleotide messenger RNA. RefSeq lists its product as uncharacterized. Lineage: Eukaryota; Metazoa; Arthropoda; Insecta; Hemiptera; Phylloxeridae. The coding region runs from base 1 to 627 and encodes 208 amino acids. The transcript has a single exon. The record is from RefSeq and is a predicted model, not a curated record.
AUGUCUGGUCAGUUUAACGGAGCUCAAGCUAUUAUUCGCCAAAGUCACCCGCUUGCGACUUAUAUUCAUUGUGCUGCUCAUGUUUUAAACCUUGUUAUUUCUUAUUCAUGUUCCUUACAAGAAAUACGAAAUUGUUUAGGAACAAUAUCUAAAGUUAGAGAUUUCUUCAUAUACCCGCAGCGAAAAGAUGUGUUGAAAAGUCAAAUCGAAGAAAGCCAAGAAUGUAUUACAAAAAAAAAAAACAUUAAAACGAUUAUGAGAUGGGUUGAACGUUUUCAUGCAGUCAAUGAUUUUCUUGAGCUUUUUGAGUACGUAAUUGAAUCGUUAUUUAUAAUUUCGAAGUGGAAUGACAAUGAAACAUCAUCACAAGCAAGUAAUCUACGAACAUCAAUACUGAAAGGAGAUUUUAUUAUUUGUUCACUUAUUGUGAAUAAAGUAUUUAGUUAUGGGUUGCCUCUUUCAAAACAACUGCAAAGAAUAAAUAUUGAUCUAGGUGAAGCUAUGGAUCUUGCGGAAGGUACAAUAAAAGAACUUCAAACUUUAAGAUCGAAUGUUGAGUCUGAAUUUCAUAAAAUUUUUGAAAAUGCAUUGACUUCAUCAAAUAAACUAGAUAUAAAUAUUGCAUAA